Molecule: messenger RNA, 2571 nt
Organism: Manihot esculenta (cassava)
Lineage: Eukaryota; Viridiplantae; Streptophyta; Magnoliopsida; Malpighiales; Euphorbiaceae
Product: lysM domain receptor-like kinase 4
Exons: 1
Coding region: 628-2487 (619 amino acids)
Biological process (GO): protein phosphorylation
Molecular function (GO): ATP binding; protein kinase activity
Source: RefSeq, a predicted model, not a curated record
UAAAGGUGAAUGCUUUUUGUAACUACAAAGUUUCCUUUUUAUCUUUUUCAGACUUUUCUGUAUUAUUUCUUCCUAUCUUUGUUGGGUACUAUUUGUUGGGCAUCUAAUAUCAGCAUUUGAGGACUUCUUUCUUGGUGAAGAAAUCAAUUUACUCAGAUUUCUCAAUUGGUUUCAUCUCAGUUUGACUACAGCAGGUGUUUAUAAUCUGUAUGUAAUUAUCUCAAGUCUCAACUGCUUAUGUCUUGAUUUAACAUUAUACAAUACUUUAUGAAUUAAAAAGAAAAAAUCAAUAGACGUUGAAGAUACCAUUCUAGAAGUUUUGUUAUUAUUAUUAUUAUUAUUGGUUGUGCUUUGAUUUCAGCCUAAAUGUUUACCAAAUAAUCCUUCAAAUAAUUUUAAUGCAUAUUUUUCAGUGGUGGACCUUAAACUGGGGCCAACUGAGGUAUAUUUUAUAGGAACUUAUUCUGAUAAGAUCAUUUUAUAGUCAACAAAUUGAUAAAUAAUCUACGUUUCAGAAUAAACUUCUGUUGAUGUUUGUUUAUAGAGGACCAUUUCUGCUAGCAAUUUUCAUAACUUCAAGCUCUUCAUCUGCUAUUAGGUUCAGAAAAAAGAUUUUUCCCUUUUCUUAUGGAUAUGUUUCUGCUUAGUUUCCUCAUAGUUUUCUUCUUUGAAACUCCCAAUCUCUAUGCACAACAAAGUUAUUCAGCAAACUUAGUCAUGGAUUGUAACAUAAGUGAUUCAACAGGUCCUUCUCCUGCUUUUCUUUAUUCCUGCAAUGGCAAGAAGCAGUCCUGCAAAACCUUUCUGAUCUACAAAUCUCAACCUCCUUAUAAUAAAGUCUCUAGUAUAUCAAACCUCACAUCUUCUAACCUGGUAGAGCUUUCCCGUAUCAACAAUAUUUCAAGUUCCACUGUCUUGCCAUCUGACAAAGAGGUGCUAGUUCCUGUAAUCUGCUCCUGCUCAGGUCAGUACUAUCAGGCCAACGCCUCUUAUACUGUUUCAAGUGCUUAUGAUACCUAUUUUACAAUCGCAAAUGACACGUAUGAGGGUUUAUCCACUUGUAAUUCUCUUAUGAGAGAAAACAGUUAUGGUGAAUUUAGCUGGGAUGUGGGCAUGAAACUGGUAGUUCCACUUAGAUGUGCUUGUCCUACAAGCAAUCAGACCGCAAAUGGCACCAAGUAUCUGUUAACCUAUUUGGUCAGUUGGGGUGAUAAACUUCCUGCUAUUAGUCAGAGAUUUAAUGCAAACUUAGAGAGUGUGAUUUAUGCAAAUGGGUUUGCUGAAGAUAGUCCAACUCUUUUUCCCUUCACAACAAUUCUUGUCCCACUUUCAACUGAACCUUCAAGCUCCCAGACCAUAAUUCACUACUCACCACCACUUGACUAUUCUCCAUUCAUUCCAAUUCACCAAAUCAGGGGAUCAAAGAAAGGAUUUCACGUUUGGUUAAUACUUGGUUUUUCCCUGCUAGUCCUUCUUUUUGUUCUGUUUAUGGUCUUCUUCCUUCACAGGAAGAAAAUAUACCUUAGAGCUCAUAAGGAGGAAGGGGGGAAAAAGAAAUCAAUAUUAGCAGAAGAUUUUCUGAAUCGCAUUGCUGGCAUUGAUCUGGGGUUGAAAAUCUAUACGUUUGAGGAAUUAAAGGUAGCAACCGAAGACUUCAGCUCCGACAAUAGGUUGAGUGAUUCGGUUUAUUGUGGGGUUAUCGGCGGACAAGUGCUAGCCAUAAAGAAGAUGAGUAGACACAUCUCUAAUGAGGUGCAUUUACUUAGAAAAAUAAACCACUUCAAUCUAAUAAGCCUUUAUGCGGCAUGUGAGCAUCAAGGAGUCUACUACCUCAUGUACGAGUUUAUGGAGAAUGGUUCUUUAAGGGAUUGGCUCUGCAAAAGGAGCUGUCUUGAAGUUCAGAGUUGGAAUCGGAGGAUUCAGAUUGCUAUGGAUGUUGCUAAUGGUCUUCACUAUCUUCACAAUUUCACUGAUCCUCCAUAUGUGCACAAGGACAUUAGCAGCAGCAAUGUGCUACUCAGUAGGCAUUUUAGGGCGAAGAUUGCCAACUUCAGCCUAGCACGUUCAGCAGAGGCAGAAGAACAUGUGAAUUCUUCACUAAGAUUGGCCCUGGGGGCAAAAGGUUACAUGGCACCAGAGUAUAUAGAAUCUGGCUUGGUUACCACUGAGAUUGAUACAUAUGCAUUUGGGGUAAUUUUGUUAGAAUUAGUUACAGGAAAAGAAGCUGUAUUCAUGGAGAAUGAAAGAGAGAUGCAAUUAUCAGAAACAAUUAUUUUAAUUAUGGAAAAAGAAGAUGCAGAAGCUCGGCUUGGCAACCUUGUAGAUCCGAUUCUGCACUCACGGUACUCUAUGGAAGUUGUCCUGCGAAUGGUAAGGUUGAGUCUAGCCUGCUUACAGCAGGAACCAGAAAGUAGACCAAGCAUGGCUGAAAUAGUUUCCUCUCUUUCAAAGAUUCAACUGGAUGUUCAUAGAUCAGAAUCUGUGUGAGUGAAGUAUGUUUAAUUUUUUGAAAAUAUUAGUUGUAUAAAUUUCGAAUAAUAUAUAUGUAUUUGUGAUGUUUAGUUCAGGUGA